Gavialis gangeticus (Gharial) is the source of this 4059-nucleotide messenger RNA. It is a transcript of the gene OPRL1, whose product is annotated as opioid related nociceptin receptor 1. The transcript is spliced from 4 exons. Gene Ontology annotation, cellular component: membrane; neuron projection. Bases 167 to 1273 code for a protein of 368 amino acids. Gene Ontology annotation, molecular function: nociceptin receptor activity; neuropeptide binding. Gene Ontology annotation, biological process: neuropeptide signaling pathway; sensory perception of pain. NCBI's taxonomy places the organism in Eukaryota, Metazoa, Chordata, Crocodylia, Gavialidae. The record is from RefSeq and is a predicted model, not a curated record.
GCAGCCGGGCUGGCCAAGGAGCUCCAGCUCCCCCCCAAGUUGGCUUCGCUCCGCAGCUGGGAGCAGAGUCUGGAGCCCCCUUCCCCGGUGCAUGGAGCAGGGCACUGCCGGAGCCCCUGGGCUGCAGCAAUUUGCCUAGUAGGAGAGGUCCUUGGCUGGGUUCAGGAUGGAUCCGCUCUUCCCCGCUCACCUUUUCGAAGACCCCGACUUGCGGAAGCUGCUGAACGAAUCCUCCAUGCUGAACCUGAGCUUCCCCCCCAGCUACUGGUUUAACAACGGCACAGGGGACAGCUUUCUGCCCCUGGGCAUGAAGAUCACCAUUGUGGUCGUCUACUCCAUCGUGUGCAUAGUGGGGCUGGUGGGCAACUGUUCGGUCAUGUAUGUGAUUGUCAGAUUCACUAAGAUGAAGACAGCUACCAACAUUUACAUCUUCAACCUCGCCUUGGCAGACACCCUGUGCCUGAUGACCUUGCCUUUCCAAGGGACUGACACGUUCCUAGGGUUCUGGCCCUUUGGAAAUGUUCUCUGCAAGAUCGCCAUCUCCAUUGACUACUACAACAUGUUCACCAGCACCUUCACCCUGACCAUGAUGAGCGUGGACCGGUACAUUGCUAUCUGCCACCCUGUCAAGGCUCUGGAUAUCCGCACGGCCCACAAGGCCAAAGUGGUCAAUGUCUGCAUCUGGGCUCUGGCCUCAGUCUUUGGCAUCCCAGCGAUGGUGAUGGGAUCAGCGGAGAACGAUGAUGGCGAGAUAGAUUGUCUCAUCAAGCUCCCUUCCCCUGUGGGCUACUGGGAUCCAGUCUUUGGGGUCUGCAUCUUUCUCUUCUCCUUCAUGAUCCCCGUGUUGAUCAUAACCAUUUGCUACAGCCUCAUGAUCCGGCGCCUGAAGAACGUCCGAGUCCUCUCGGGCUCCAAAGAGAAGGAUCGCAACCUGCGCCGCAUCACUCGCAUGGUUCUGGUGGUGGUAGCCGUCUUCAUUAUCUGCUGGACGCCCAUUCAGAUCUUUGUGCUGGUCCAGUGCCUGGGUGCUAAGGCUGAAAGCGAGCUGGAAUUGGCCAUCUCCUGCUUCUGCACAGCCCUGGGCUACGCCAACAGCAGCUUGAACCCCGUUCUCUAUGCCUUCUUGGAUGAGAACUUCAAGAAGUGCUUCAAGAAGUUCUGCUUCCCCACCGCCUUCAGGACAGAGCUCCAGAUGUCCAACAGGAUGUGCAGCAUUGCCAAGGAUGUGGCUUAUGCCUGCAAGAACUCAGAGGGGACUAACAAUCCGGCCUGACUAGGCCAGGAAAUCCCGAUGAUGGCUGCCAGUCAGAAAAGUCCAACCACCCCCACUUCAGAGAUAACUCAGAUAACAGCCCUUUGACAGUGGCUUUCCUACCCAGAGUUGCAGACUGGAAACCUAGGAGGCAGCAUGGGGGGAGGGAAUAUACAGGACUGCAAAAGCAUACAGAAAAGGAAGUCGUUCUGACGCAUUUUUAACGAAACCAGCCUCUCCAUUUAAAGACUGUGUUUUCACUUGACUCUAUGAUUCCUAAAGGACGCCAACGUGGUGUGUUGUGCAUAGGGGUGGUAAAGCAUUCAAGAAGUAGAGGGUUGAAAUCCCAGGGCUUAUUUUGCCAUUGCUCUCGGGGAUGCAGACAGAAUGCAAAUCACUUUUGCUUGACUGGAUUCGAUGGAUCAUCAAAUCGGGUGGAUUGCAGACUGAGAAUUUUAUUGCUACUGCAGCACUCUGAAUUUCAGACUUCAUUGAAGCCAAAGCAAGGAACGGCAGCAAAAUGCAACACAAAGAUAAUUUCCAGAAUUAUUCAUUGGCUGCAAAGGAAAAAAAAGAAACAGUCAAACACUCCAGCCAGCAGACAGAGAAGAGCUGGCUGCUCCACUGCAUGGCUGGAAGUGUUGGAUCAAGACUGCUUAACAAGAAAAGCAUAAAUGUCGGUGAAUGACUGUAUAGAAUAAAACCAUGUGCCUCAGAGGUGGAAAGGCAGGGAUAGUAAAAAGUGACCGACACCAGCUGUUAUGGGGUGAAAGGGAAGAUAAAUGAAGACUCAUGUGAACAAGCUGGUGUUGGUUUUUUUCCUAUGUUUUCAGCUUAAGGAGGUCUGGUUGUGCGUGUGUGUGUGUGUGUGUGCAUGCAUGCAUAGGCACACAGAGACACAUCUAUAAGGUACAGCUACAGAUACAUCACUAGGGCAUCACCUUAGCAAACAGAGAUCUCUCCCAGCAGAGGUGAGAGGAGAGGGGAAUGAAUGAUGGGGCUUAAUCUGGAAAGACGAGGGUCUUUGAGUAAAUGUGAUAUCUUAAUUUGGCAGGCAAGGUUCUUUGAGUAGAUGUGAUAUAUUUUAUUAGACCAACUGAGUAGUUGGAAAAAAGCUCAAAAACCCAGCAUAUCUUAAUCUGGAAAGACAUUUGGGGUUAGGGCCAUGUUAUGCAAGGUCCUUCAAGAAACACUUGUUUUCACGGCAGGACAUCUAAUGCUCCAAGCCACCCUGCUAUUCUUGUGUCGUAGGGACAGACAGAAAGCUGAGGGGAAGAGACUCUUUCACCUGAAGUGCUUGGGGGAGAUGGUUCCUAGGUUAAUGGACACCUCUCCAGUUGCACAUUGAUUUUUCUGACAGCAGGCUUGCAACCACAAGCCAAAUCGUCCGCUCUGUUGGGUCAAUUGGAGAGGAAAGCAAAGAGCGCGACCCUUCCGCGGUGCCUGUGAAACUAGAAUUUCUUCCCUUUCCAUAGCACAAGAGUCCGGGAGGAGAUUGGCAAUGGUGGCUAAGGAACUACCCGCCCGCGCUGCGAGGAGCGGAGCUCAUGUCAGACUCUUAGGAGCGGCCUUUCCUGCUCUCUCCGCAGCUUGUACAGAUUUCAUGUGAAUUUCCCGUGCUCUGUUCAAUGAAACGAUGCAUUUCCUAUGCGUUGAUCUGCUGCCAUUUUAAUGCCGUAUUGUUCUUUAUAUACCUUGUAUGACAACACAAUGUUGUAUUUCCAUGUUGCUUGUUUUCGCCUUAGGGUCAGGCUUGAAACACAAAUGAAAUGCCUGGGUCCCCCAGGUAGAAACCGGACCUUUGUAAACUAUGCUACACGGGGCUAGAAGGAAUCCUGCCCUUAACAGAAGCAAAACUUUUGCAAUUGCAAACUUUUGCAUUUAAGAUUUUCUUUAAAAGAACUGGGUGGGGGUGGGGGGGAGGCACAGCAAGCACUUUGCAUUGGAGAGUAAUCACCAAACAAUCACACUGGUCAUGGGGACAUGCAACGAUCAUCCUGAAUAAAACACCAAGCAUGCUGAGAAGGAACACCUACGACCCCUUAUCUUGAAGGCACUGCUGGCUAUCUGCACCGUGCCUUUUGAAGAUAGAAAUAUAUUUGGGCAGGGGGUUACCUGUACAUAACACCACUCUUAUUCAAGGAGAAAUCUUGGUUUUCCAAGCCAUCAAGUUGCUCCCUCAUCUGACAGUUUUUAAACGUUUGCACCCAAAAUGUGACGGGGUUGACACGGCUGCAGGUUCUGUUUCCGAAAUGUUGAUGAGGGAGGGGAGACUCAAGUGAUGGUGGAAUAAAGAGCAUCCACGUUCCUUUUCUAGUGAGAUCUUUCAAUAUUUUAUGUCCUUUAAAAAGAGAGAGAAAAAAAGAAAAGACCUGUGAUUUCUUCAGUCGUUCAGAAGAUGCAAACUAGAAAGAAUGGUAUUUUUUUAAUAAUGUGAUUUUUGUUAAACUAUGCUGCAGCAAUCCUACAGAAGCAAAUUACUCGAUACGUGUCUCUUUACUCUGCUUUUGGAUCAUUCGUGGCAUUUUGCAGUGAACGUGUUAGAUAUUCUGAUGUGUGCUCAGUGGAACUUGUUGUAAGAAGAGCAACAAUGACGACAGCAACGACAACAAAAGCUUUAUCAUCUGGUGCCUCUGGAAUGAAAGGGCCAUGAUUGGCUGGCUGGCUGAAAUGCAAAAGCUCUUGUAUUAUCUUUGGAAAUGGUUGUAACGAGAUGAUUGAGCUUCUGGCGAUGGCAGUGUAAAUGACUAUGUUUCUAGGUGGCUACUUGUGCUUUAAUAAAGGGAAAUAAACUCCUGCACUUUCAA